UCCGACUUAAUGAAAUUAUAAAUGUUAAUUAUCAUAAUCUGAGCAUUAGUACGAGUGAUAAUUAUGCUUUUAGGGUUGAUGGAAUGUUACCAAAUCUAUUAGAUUAGCGUGAGUUUAUUUUGUUAUGAGGAAAUGGUUGUGUAAUUACGGUGUAAUUAAAAUGUUUCUAGUUCAGAUCUACAUUUGACUUUCAGGAAUGAAGUCGUUUAUUUGCUAUCUUAAUUGAUUACGAUUAAGUAAGUAUUUAAUCAAGAUUUUGCCUACAUAUGAGAGGAAGGUAUUUGGUGUAAAGGAAAAUUGGAAAUUAGAUUUUUAUAAUAAAUACUUGGACAUAAUGAUUUAGUUACUAGUGUUACAAUGUAAAACCGAAAUAAAAAUGUCUUAAAUUCUAGUGCCAAAAACACUUCAAAAGUGAACGUUCCCGACAAUAAUAUAAAAUAUUAUGUGCAACAAUGUCGUUCAUGAAGCGAGUAAAAGUAUGGGGUUCCAGAGAUCGUGAGCCGGAGUUGACGCGAAGCCAGUAUUCCCUGGUGUCUCAAGACUUGACUGCGGGAGCGCUGCAGCUGUGGCUUGGACUACCUGAAGAAGUCAAAUACGACCCUGCACUUGCGGCCUUUAGGCAGUUCUAUGAGAAGGAAGCUGCACAAGAGUCCCUCCCCCUCCGACCGCGGAGGUCAUCAGCGCCGAAGGUCAAACGCCUGCCGGCCGUCAACUCGGCCCCCCACCUUAACAACAACGAUAGGAUCCUAGAGGACCCGCAGGGCCAAAAUGGAUCCGUGUACUUCACACAAGACAAGCCUGUUGAGAACGGAGAUAGCGACCACACUCAACAAGGCGAAAAGAAACCUUCAAAAUGGGACAAAGCGCGGAGCUACACGAAGCUAUCAGUGCUGGUGGGUUGCUGGAUAUUCUUUACCGUCGUCUUCUGCCUCUUCAAUGAGAAGGAGGUUGUCGUGAGGAACUGUGUGCUUACUCCUGGAGAAAUCAAAGAUUACAUACUCGACAUCCCCAAGAGCCAUCUAACACUAUUGGUGGACGUCUCCGGCCCAUUCCUGACCGAGCAGGUUGAGCAGAAUAUGAACCUUACGGAAAAGAACUCAAGGUCUAAGGUCGACGUGUGGGUGGAGCGGUGGGCUGUGGGAGGAAAAAUAAAGGAUGUCAAAGAAUCGGAUAUUGUUGAAAGAGAGAACUUCACCGGGCCCCGCUCGUUCUUAUUUCUGGAGCCGAGUGCGUUGGAAUUCAGUGAGGCGACGCGGCGAUCGGCCAAGUUCGAACAUCGGUCGAGUUUGAAUUCAACGGCCGUUUAUGUCAUAAGAAUGUUGUCAGACUCGGCUGUCGCGACGCCAUUGUCGCUGAGUUACCAGGACGGCCCGAUAGAUGUCGCCGUCGGCGUCACUUACGCCUGUCUGCUUCUGGUCAUGCUGUAUGCGUUAAUCAUUUUCGAGAUAAUAAACCGCACACUGGCAGCAAUAUUAGUCUCCACUCUGUCAUUGGCAGUUCUCUCGUUGGCCGGUGAGCGGCCAUCAGUGGAGGAGGUGAUGUCAUGGGUGGACGUGGAAACACUGUUGCUGCUGCUGAGCAUGAUGCUGCUGGUGGCUAUAAUGGCAGAGACUGGGAUGUUUGACUUCUUAGCUGUCUACACUUUCCAGGUAACAAAAGGCAAGAUGUGGCCGCUAAUCAACGUCUUAUGCGCCAUCACGGCAGUGCUGUCAACCUUCCUGGACAACGUCACCACCGUGUUGCUCAUAACUCCUGUCACCAUCAAGCUUUGCGAGGUUAUGGAGAUGCAUCCCAUCCCUGUGCUAACAGCAAUGGUGCUGUACAGCAAUAUUGGAGGAACUGCUACGCCCGUCGGCGACCCGCCCAACGUGAUCAUAGCUUCCAACCAGGUCGUCAUACAGUCAGGCAUUAACUUCGCGAACUUCACGCUACAUAUGACAUUGGGCAUCCUACUGGUGUGUCUCCAAACCUAUUUUCAAUUGCGGUUCAUGUAUCGAGAUGUGAGCAAGCUUCGACCGAGCGAGCCACGGGAGAUACAAGAUCUGAAGAGACAACUGAACGUUUGGCGACGAGCAGCGGACUCGCUUCCACACAUGAGCAAGGAUGAAUUAGUCGUUAAGGAGCGGCUGGAGCGUAAGGUGACAAAGAUCAGCUCUCAACUGGCUAUCGCGCAGAAGGAGAGCAACAAGCGGGCUUGUCCCAAGGACACCUUUCAGAGGACCCUCUCUGAACUCAAGGACAAGUACAAGAUACGGGACAAGAAGCUGCUGAUAAAGUCCUGCGUCGCCGUCGGAUUUGUGGUCAUCAUGUUCUUCCUCCACGCUUUCCCUGAAUUCAAUCGCGUGUCACUCGGCUGGACAGCGUUACUUGGUGCCAUCUUGCUCCUGAUCCUGGCUGACAGGGAAGACAUAGAGUCUAUCCUGCACAGGGUGGAAUGGUCAACUCUGCUGUUCUUCGCGGCUCUCUUCGUACUUAUGGAGGCGUUGACCAAACUUGGCCUCAUCGACUAUAUCGGCGGCCUGACUGAAGCUCUCAUCAUGAGGGUCACCGAAAAGCAUCGGUUGGCGGUGGCUUUGCUUCUCAUACUCUGGAUAUCAGGCGUGACGUCAGCGUUCGUGGACAACAUCCCGCUCACAACGAUGAUGGUGCGAGUGGUGACGUCACUGGGAACCAAUCCCGCUCUGGGACUACCGUUGCCGCCGCUUAUCUGGGCGCUUUCGUUCGGGGCCUGCUUGGGAGGUAACGGCACAUUGAUCGGCGCAAGCGCAAACGUGGUGUGCGCGGGAGUGGCCGAGCAGCACGGCUACAAGUUCACCUUCGUGCAGUUCUUCAAGGUCGGCUUUCCCAUCAUGAUUGGCCACUUGGUCGUCGCCAGCGGGUAUUUGAUCGUGUGCCACUGUUUGCUGACUUGGCACUGAUCUGCUAAACUCAACAUCUCAUUGUCUAUCAGCAGUGGCUGGUCCAUACAAGCCAAUUCCCACCGGCUUGCCUAAAAACUAGUAAAGUACCUAAUGUUAAGGUAGGUUUCUUUUUGCUCAGUGUUGCCUAGCAGAAUUUUUCACCAGCCGCCUCUGUUGUCUAUUAACCCUUUUCCGGGCCCCGCCAUUCUAGAAAGUUUUAUACACAAAGUUGUGAUGUUUUGACGAUAGAUUUUAAGGCGAGUUUUUUUUUUAAUUUCAAUCUAAUUUGUACGAUGAAUUGUAGUCCUUAGAGUGUAAAUCGCGUUGAGACGUAUGUGAUGUAACGUACUAUGCCUGGAAAAUUGUAAACGUUAACUUUAAACGGUUAACUUAAAGGGUUGCGUCAAAUACAGGGUGGCCCAUUUAGAUCGGUCUGUAUUGGAAAAUCUGAAAUUAUAAGUCAAGGCAUGCGAAAAUAUUAUGUCGUUAUGAACUAUGUAAUCGAUAAGAAAAAAUUGCAUCCCUACUUACCUGUAUAUCAACUAGAUUUUUUAAAUUACAAUGAGA
Molecule: messenger RNA, 3467 nt
Organism: Leguminivora glycinivorella
Lineage: Eukaryota; Metazoa; Arthropoda; Insecta; Lepidoptera; Tortricidae
Product: P protein-like
Exons: 20
Coding region: 453-2918 (821 amino acids)
Biological process (GO): transmembrane transport
Cellular component (GO): membrane
Source: RefSeq, a predicted model, not a curated record